AUGGCAGAGUCCACGUGGCCAGAUAUCUCUCACCUCGCCAUCUCAAGGCCGGAGCUGAUCAAUGUUCUAAGGCAGAUGGGUCAACAGGUCAAGUGGCCUCAGAAGAUGAAAGCACCUGAUUCUUUCCAAAACCCUGGUCUUUGGUGCGACUUCCACCACGACCACGAUCAUAAAACGGAGGACUUCGUCGCACUAAGGAUUGAGCUCAACGAAUUGCUCAAGAAAGGACACCUCAGGGACUUCCUUUUCGAGAAAGCCAAGAGCCAUUUAAGCAAAGAGACGACAGGAAAGCCCACUGAAGCUGCUCCCGCCUCGAGUCCUCGACAGGACCGAGUAAUCCAUGUCAUAUCAGGAGGCUCGGAAAUCAGCGGCAUAAGCCACGGGGCAGAAAAGAAAAGCACUUGGAACGCCAAGCACGGCCUAGAGACAGCCAAGCCAAAACGCCUGCUUCUGGGUACAGAUGAAAUAAGCUUCACGGCCAAGGAGCAAGAUGUUGGGGUCAAAAUCGGUCAAGACGGAAUCAGUGUUGGAAAGCUCUCAUGCAGAAUGUCUCUCUUUGAAAAGAAAGAAAUAAUAAGGAUACAGGUAGAUAUUGGAAGCUCCGGCAACAUCAUCUUCCAAGCCGCUUAUAAGGUUCUGGGGCUGGAAGAAAGCGCUCUAACUCGGAGAAUAACCCCACUCAUAGGAUUCAACGGAAAAGUCAAGCAGACCGCUGGAGAAGUCACCCUCCCGGUGUAUGCCGAAGGGAUUAACAUGUCAACCAAGUUCCUUGUCGUUGACUGUGAAUCAUCUUAG
This is a messenger RNA of Brassica oleracea var. oleracea, 795 nucleotides long. RefSeq lists its product as uncharacterized. Lineage: Eukaryota; Viridiplantae; Streptophyta; Magnoliopsida; Brassicales; Brassicaceae. The record is from RefSeq and is a predicted model, not a curated record. The transcript has 2 exons. Bases 1 to 795 code for a protein of 264 amino acids.